Molecule: messenger RNA, 1434 nt
Organism: Miscanthus lutarioriparius
Lineage: Eukaryota; Viridiplantae; Streptophyta; Magnoliopsida; Poales; Poaceae
Source: the annotation of a GenBank genome assembly
AUGGGUCGCAGCGGCGGCGCGGCUAACUCCGCUUACCGCGACCUCUCGCGCCGGCGAGAAGCGACAAGGACAGGACCACCGGCGCCCUGCUUCCGUCGACCAGGCCGCCUAGGACCCCACCGCAAGGUGCAGGUGGUUCUUAAAUCCUUCUUUCUAGUAUACUACCAAAGUAGGAAGUUGCUAGGAAGAUGGGCCUUCCUCUUUGUAUAUACAUACAAAUAUAAACCACUGCACCUCGCUGUGUACAUGUACUUGGCUGUGCCCACUACCCAGUUUAGGUCAGACCUAAACAACAUUGCAUCGAUGCACAAGCCACACACAGUGAACCCCCAAUUGCUCAAAGCUGUCUCCACUGGAGAUGCAGACCUAUUAGCACAAAUCCUACACACGACAACAAUAGCUGAAGAGAGCCGCUGCGCAUGCCUAGAAGGCGUCACGGCAGAGGGAAGCUCUGCGCUCCAUAUCGCAGCCCGCCAUGGGUACCUGAAGCCCGUCGAGAUGAUCUGUGAUCAGGACUUGUCUCUCAUCAAGGCAAGGAACAAUCUGCUCGACACGCCUCUAAUCUGCGCGGCAAGGGCUGGCCAUGUGGAUGUGGUCAAUCACCUCAUCGAGCAUGCUUCCACCCAGAAAGAGACUGAGUAUGUACUGAGGGCAUGGAAUUCCAGUGGGGCGACGGCAGUCCAUGAGGCUGUUAGGAAUGGCCAUGCAUCCGUCUUGGGGAAGCUCGUGUCGAGGGACGCAAGGCUUGCCGUGGCGGAUGAUGGGCAAGGUGUCUCCCCGCUCUACAUGGCGGUUGUGUCCAACCGGGCUGACAUGGUUGACAUCUUGAUACAUGAAUCUUGUGGAGGUAGUGUGAAAUCGCCGGCGAGCUAUGCUGGACCAGAUGGAGUAACUGCACUGCAUGCUGCGGUUUUUGCUAGCAACGCUCAAGAAAUGUGCGAGUCCCUACAACGCUGGGAGCCAACACUCGUGCAAAAGGCUGACAGCUCUGGAAGAACUGCCCUGCACUAUGCAGCGUCAGCUGGGAAGACCGGAGUAGUCAAAGUUUUACUGGUCAACAGCUUGCUUUGUUACAUUCUGGAUGAUGAUGGUCUGUAUCCUGUUCACUAUGCUGCUAUAGCCGGCAACUCUGAAGUUAUCCACGAGAUCAUGGAGAUAUGCCCGAGCUGCAAUGAGUUGGUUGACAAGAAACAUAGAAAUAUUUUGCAUUGCGCCGUCGAAUUGGGGAGGACUAAGGUGGUGUGGUACAUCUGCAGGAACCCUAAGUUCACGAGUAUAAUGAAUGUGGGCGACAGUGAAGGAAACACACCACUACAUCUGGCUUUAAAGCAUGGGCAUUUAUUUAUCUUUUUCCUUCUUACGAAGAAUCUUACGGUGAACCUUGGUAUUAUUAACCAUAAGGGAUUGACACCGCUAGGUGUUGCCCGUUCAUGA